Molecule: messenger RNA, 417 nt
Organism: Aureococcus anophagefferens
Lineage: Eukaryota; Pelagophyceae; Pelagomonadales; Pelagomonadaceae
Exons: 1
Source: RefSeq, a predicted model, not a curated record
GAAAGAGAAUCAAAAGAGUACAAAUCAAAACAAGCCGAACAAAGCUCGCGGCACACGCGGGUCGUGGGGGCGAAGCUCGGGCGCCUGAAAGCGGGCGCGUCGGUGCUGCCCCACGCCGGCACCGACAACCUGCGGCUGCGGCACCUCCUCACGCUCCGCGACGGCUGCGGCGCCGGCGAGGGCCGGGGCGACCGCGCGUGCGUCUUCCUCAAGGCCGGCGACGCGGACGCGCCCCGGGGCUACGUCGAGGGCCGAGCCAUGACCUUCGACGACAGCUUCAAGCACGCGGUCCUCAGCGGCCCGCGCCACGUCGAGACGCGGGAGGCGCUCAUCGUCGAGGUGCUCCACCCGCAGCUCUGCGGCAACGGGCCCGUCUGCCGGGCGCGCAUGCGCGCGGCCGACUGGGCGAACUCGUAA